This is a messenger RNA of Knipowitschia caucasica, 363 nucleotides long. The record is from the annotation of a GenBank genome assembly. NCBI's taxonomy places the organism in Eukaryota, Metazoa, Chordata, Actinopteri, Gobiiformes, Gobiidae.
AUGUCAGGCCCGAGAGCAGUCUUUGAGACCUGCCUGGUUCACAGGACUACAGCACCCUCGGCCCAUCUCCAGAUGGUUGAGCUCUUUGACAGAAAGCAGCUCCACUCUGCAGCUGACUCCUCCACACACACAGAGAUGAACUUGGCUAAGGUCCACGACCGGCUGAACAUCAAGUCGUUUUGGGAGAAGAGGAUUGGCGGCGACACACAGCAUGCCCAGAGCGAGGAGCAGAGGAGGAGCAGGAGCGCACUCUGCAAGUUGAGAGGAGAAUGGUCGGUUCGAUUGGAGGCUCGAAACAAACACCUGAAAAUGCUGAAUGACAACUACACGAAGAAACCGGCGAAAACAGAACAAACGGUUUAA